UUUUAUUAAAAAAAAUUCGACGCACAUUUAACGAGCGUAUGUUUUUAAGAUGCGACCGACCCGUUCAUUGCGACCAGCAGUCCGAUAGAAGACACCAGAGUGUCCGGAUGAACAGUACAGUGGCACGGAGUUGUAAAAAAAGUGAAAUGAAUUUUAUAUUGUCGAAAUUAAUGUGGCAGAAUGGAACAAGAAUUAAUCAAUAUUUGUUUGCGACCAUAAUAACAAUACCACUGUUGAGCUUUGGUAUGGUACAAGGAUGGCUGUCUCCUAUGAUAUCUGUGCUGCAAUCGCCCGAGGGUCCGUCUCCGGAGCCGUUCAGCAGCACGGACAUAUCCUGGGUGACGUCAGUUACUUACAUCACAGCUAUCAUAUUCGGCGCGCCGAUGGGAUAUUUGACAGAUCGGUACGGUCGGAAGAUAAUGACCCUUCUUACAACGUUGUCGCUAAUUGCGUAUUGGCAGAUAAAGUUACUAAGCUUGGAACCCUGGGCAGUGAUACUGGCGCGUGGUAUAGCUGGCAUACCGUGCUCCGCAUGCUACAUAGUCCUGCCUAUUUACUUGAAGGAGAUCAGCGAUAUAGAUCUGAGAGGCGCGCUAGGAUCCUUGCUUAUACUGAACAGAAACAUCGGUUACCUGGCAAGCUACAUUGGCGCUGACUUACUGGAGCCGACUACAUUACUUUGGAUAGGAUUGUUUGUUCCUACCGUCGUGUUCUUCAUCUUCCUGCUUAUGCCGGAGACGCCCGAGUUCCUCGUCAAACAGGGAAAAGUCGAUGAAGCCAAAACUGUAUUGGCUUGGCUCCGAGGUGUGUCGACAUUAGAUAGUAAAGUGGAGGAAGAAGUAGAGGGCAUAGUGAAGGCUGAAAAACGUACACAGUCUGACUCCAAAUCAGUAUGGGGAAUUAUACUAAAGGAUAAGCCGACAUUCAAAGCGUUCAUAAUAACAUUGGUGAUCAAGAUAACGCAGCAGUUUGAUGGCUACCUGAUUGUACUCAUCUACGCUGGCUUCGUGUUCGAGCGCGCGGCUGACUACAUCAGUCUCAAGCUCAGCCCCAACAAGCAGAUAAUAAUGAUAGGUGUUGUGCAGCUGCUGGGCUCGAUAGUCGCCACUUGUAUCGUGGAAAGGACUGGCAGAAAGUUACUCCUGAUUACGACGUCACUUGCGAUGGGCGUGGGUAUGUUGACCCUAUCCGCAUGGUUCUACGUGACCGCGGAGGGCAGCUGGCUGCCGGGCUGGCUGCCAGUGCUGGCAAUGUGUGUAUGCAUCUUCGCUGAUGCAGCCGGCUUCCAACCGAUAUCCUACAUCAUCAUCACCGAUCUCUUUACAUUCCAGUUACGAGGAACGGUGUCGUCAUUCGCUAACAUAUGCGCUAAACUCAGCAACUUCGUACAAAUGAAAUGGUUCAAGAACCUCAGCGAAAUGAUCGGCAUACACUGGACACUUCUGUUCUUUUCUAUUGUCUGCUUUGCCGCUUCCUUCUAUACUGUGAUAUUCUUCCACGAAACGAGAAAUAAGACUGUUGAUGAGAUAUACGCGAAGCUAUCCAGGAGUAGAAAGAAGGAGAGCGAAGAAGAAGUGUCUAAAUCAGGUCCCUAAUGUUUAUUUUUAAAGACAAUUAAUUGAGAUUAUAUCGUUUUGAAAAGCAUUUGUUAAAAAGCACUUUAUGCAUUUAAAAGGUUUAAUUUAAGUACUUUUCGUACUAAGAGGCUUUUCAGCUUUGUAAACAUAGUCAUGUAAUAAUUAUGAAGUUGUGUUUAACCAAUGUGAGUUAAAAUUUGCUUAUAAUGUAAACGUUGUUUCGGCAGUAGAAAAAAAUUGUACAUUUUUUUAUUUAAUUGACUGUAAUUACGAGAGUUCUGAAGUGUCAUAUUUGUACAAUAAUUUUAUUACAUCUGUAUAUAAGUUAUGUUUUAGCGCGCAAUUCUAGACUGAACUAUCGCACAACUGUUUAGUCUUGCUUUGAUUCCCAUGAGCUUAUAUGGAAGUACACUACUCCAUUUUUAG
This is a messenger RNA of Papilio polytes (common Mormon), 2003 nucleotides long. RefSeq names its product facilitated trehalose transporter Tret1-like. NCBI's taxonomy places the organism in Eukaryota, Metazoa, Arthropoda, Insecta, Lepidoptera, Papilionidae. Gene Ontology annotation, cellular component: membrane. Gene Ontology annotation, molecular function: transmembrane transporter activity. The transcript has 8 exons. The coding region runs from base 39 to 1595 and encodes 518 amino acids. Gene Ontology annotation, biological process: transmembrane transport. The record is from RefSeq and is a predicted model, not a curated record.